UGCUUUCAACUUAUUCUUAUCCUCCAGAUGUCUUUGUUUGACAGCCAACACUCUCCCACCCAGCAUUCUCCUCCUUCCUGCCCUAACUCUCACAGCAUGCAUCUCUGUCUCUUUAUUUCGCUCUUGCUCCCUCAUUCUGUGUCUCAUUUGCAUGUCUUCCGCUUUCUCGUCACAAGAAACGUUUCUUGUCAAAGAGCUGAGAGAGGAUCAGAUUGGAGAGGGACAUGAAGCAGGUGGGUCUGGUCAGAAUGAAGCUGUUUAGAGGACUCUGUCAUCGAUCAGGCUGUAUAUCAAGCCGGUAAUUAGAGACCCGACACUGGUACAUCACGACAGCUGCGGCGUUACCAUGGAGACUGGAAAGCUGGGGCUGGCAAGUGUUCCAGUGCACAUCAGCUCCGUCGGAGCACAGGCAGAGAAAAAAAUGGACAUCCAGACCCCUCUAACGGCUGUUUACAUCCAAACCCUUCCCGCCUUGCCAAUGCAGCCUUACCCUCAACCUCCUGCAGACGCCAGAGAGACAAGUGCACUUCAUCUGGCCAUGCCGCCGCUCUACUCCAAAGAGACACUUCCCUUCCUAACUCUGCAUCUUGCUGGAGGAUUUCAGCCUCAGCUGGGAUUGAAUGCAGCUGCUGUUGCUGCUCCAGCUCCUGCAGUCAAGCCUAAGUCUGCAGGCAAACAUGUGUGUCCUCACUGUGGACGGGACUGUAUGAAGCCUAGUGUGCUGGAGAAGCACCUCCGCUGCCACACUGGAGAGCGACCUUAUCCCUGCACCACUUGUGGAGUAUCUUUUAAGACUCAGAGCAACCUCUAUAAACAUAGACGAACUCAGGCACAUGCCCGGCAAUCAUCUGAGUCAGAGCAGAGCAACCUGGGCAGCCAAGAAAGCAUGUAUAGCUCAAGAGAGACUUGUUCCUCCAGUUUGUCUCUUGAUGAGCAAUGUGAAGAGUUAGGCACCGAGAUGAAGCAUGCCACACUAAUCGGUGCUGAGAGCACAAUUCCUGCCGUUCAGAUGCAAAGUUCUGUCAGUGAACAGACAGAGACAAGCCCAACAGUUCCCAAUACAGAGACAAAUGGGAAGGAAAAACUAACAGUGGAGGGGGAUAAGCAGAAAAUGGAAAAUACAAAACAGUCAUUGACGAUAAGUCGGCAUCUUCAGCUUCAGAGACAGGAAGCCACUAUAUUCUCCAAACAGUGGGAGAAUUCUGUAUCUAGAGGGAAAUCACAGAGUCAUGAGAGUACAGACUCUGGCUUCAGCGAGAGCAGCGAUUACUAUCCAAGUCCCAGCAGUGUCUUACCUGAACACAGUGUGGAUUUCCUCUCUAAACCUAGCAGGGAUGCUGUUGAAGAAACCCAGAACACACAUCCAUCUUCAGGAAGAGGCCAGGGUGGAAGCAAUGAAAAAGGUACAGCAAGGGAAAAGGAGCAAAAGAAGCUAGAGGAACGGAUAUCGAAGCUGAUUUCAGAAAACACAGCUGUUGUGGAGGACAAACAACUUGAAAAUGUAAGGCCAAGAAAGACUGUUUUGUCAAAGCAGGGUAGCAUUGACCUUCCCAUGCCAUACACCUACAAGGACUCUUUCCAUUUUGACAUGAGGAUCAACCCAACUCAGAAUAUUGGGGUGCAAAGAUACAGCAAGCCCAGGUUAUACAACUCAGUGCCCACUCAGUGCUCCUCUACCAUGGAACAUGCCCCCUUAACACGCAGCAGUUCACUCCCUUUCAGCGUUACCCUUCUGCAGCCUGAGAUAGGGAGCCCAACCUGCUUCAAUCACAGCGAUUAUGUAACAGACAUCCGUAGGGGAAGCUCUGGCCAGAUCAUCCCAACAGGUUUAUCGAAGAAGCCUGUGAACCAGUAUUCGUCUGCUCAUCGCCCACUGGUUCGGCAGACAGCCGUAGACUGCAACCACGCAACAGACAGCCUCCUCACAACUUCAUAUGUGGAGGAGGCGAGCACCGGCAGUCUCAGCUGCGACGGAGAUGGCAGUGACAUUAUUGAAGAGCCAAGCAGCAGAAAGUUCAGGAGGAAGAAAGCACAGAAGUUUGCUUACAACAAGUGGUACAUGUAUGGGGGUGGAACAUUUAAAAAGCUCUACAGUCCUGACAAAAGUGGUGAUACCAGUGCUUUCAAAGGCAGGAAAUGUUCAACAAACGUGGUUCAGGAGGCAGUUCAGGGUCUACAGAAAAGAGCUUCAGUGGUUCAGAAAGAAACAGUAACAAGGUCAGGCUCAACCAGCAAUGCAACAGCAGGCCAUCUCUCUACCAAUCACUCCCUUGUCUCUUCUGUGGAUCUAAAUGCACCAGAUAGUUCUGUUAAGGCUCCACACAGGAGACAUUUGUCUCUGUCAGUAUUGCCAUUUCCUGCCACCCGAUCAGUGCCUGGCAGCAAAACAGACCAUCUGACCCAAACAGAGGCAGGUAAACUAAUAAAUGUUCCAAAACAUCCUGACUCCAUGACAGAGCUUUGUGAAUCCCAUUUUCCAUCUGACAGGAAAAAGCAGAAAACUGGAGACAAAAUAAUUUCCUCUCUGGAGAUGGAAACUGACCCAAACACACCAACUCAGCACUCCGCAUAUGUCACUGGGAGCGCAUCUACACAGGUUACAGAUCUUACCUUUGUCCAAUCUAAAGAAAUCCCAAAUUCUCCUGAGCUCAAGGGGUCCCUCUUUUUGCCAUACUUACUCAAUGCAAAUGUUUCUCAGAUUAGCACUUCAGCAGCUACUUCCGUCCCUGUUGCUGCCAAGAGCAGCUUCCUCCCCAAGUACCAGCUGAAGUUACCCAAUGCCCAUGAACCUGAUCCUGCAUCUUUACCACAGGUUGUAAUUACACCAAAGAGAACAGAGGACUGUACUCCCACUCCUGAUUUGUUAUCAACUCCCACCAACCAAACCUCAGUGAUGGCUUGUAAAAACAUAUUUAGUAACCCUGUCACUUUCCCAUCCAUGCAAACCCAAGACCACAUUGCCUUGCCUUGCACUGUCACAAGUCUUUGUCAAGUUAAAAGAUCACACCACCACCAUAGUUUUGCAUCUAGUGUAUCUGUCAUGCAGAGGCAGUCUGCAGCAACCACAAUAACAACAAGCUGCUUUCAAGAUUAUACAAGUGGAUUAUGCAGCGCUUUAUUGCAUUGUUCAGAAACUGCAACUGACUCAAUACAUAAACAGUUACCCAGACCUUCUUCAACUGCAGCUCCAAACUUGUCUUUGUCUACAGUAAAUAAUGAGAUAUCUACUGCCGCCGUCACAGGUCUUUCACAUCAUCUGUCCUACCACAGAUCUAACCCUCCUCUGGGACAUAGACAAAUCUCAGCAGCUUCAAUCCUGGCAAACCGCAGAAACAAGGCAAAUGUUGAUUCUAUCUCCCCAGUUGUACGUUGUCGCAUUGUGCCAUUGGACCAGCAAGCUGAAAAUGUUUUUUAUGUUCACACAGCAGAUCUCCAGAUCUGUCUUCAAAUCAUAUCUGAUGAGCAGAUGGCUCUCAUUGCACCCCAAAUUGAGCGUCAGUCAUCUCCUAGUCCGUCACAGAUACAUGAAAUUGAAUUAAUGAGCCCAGAAGGUGUCCAGAAUAAGAAUCCAAAUUUCGUCUCAAUGAAAAUUAGCAAUGUUGAAGGAAUACAUGAACAACCAAGAAAACAAAAGGAGGGUGGCAGACACGAGUCUUUAUCUAGACUUAACCCAGAGAUUGGAACACAUCCACAGUCUGUACAGCCUGUUAAAGAAAAGACAGAACAUAGCGAUGCUUGUAAAAAAGCAUCAUUAAACAAAUCUAUCCCUCCUCAAGCACCAUCCCAACAAUCUCACAAUAAUGGCCAUCUAAUCAUGGUCACACAGACUCGAAAUUCUUCAGGCAGCAUCAUGGCAACCUCUGCUUCAUUCAGAGGCAAGAAAUCAGAAGUGAGCCAAACCUCAAGGGCAAAACAAGUUCUGUCUUCAAACCUUUGUAAUGAGGAGCAAUUUCUUUCCAACAGGAAGGUCAGCCAAACAGGAAUGGUCCCACAAACACUUUCUGGUCAACAGAGCAUGUGCGAGAGAUCUCUUUCUACCAUUGUAGCAAAUCAGAACAGCAAGAAAAGCGAAUCUUUGGACAAAAGCCAACGAGAGCCUAAACAUCCAGGACCCUCAUGUAAUGCGGAUGUAUUGAAAAGCCAUGGUGGAGCUGUGGUGUGCAAAGUCAGUAGGACAGAGAGCGCAGAGUCACUCAAACAGGCCAACAGUGGCACAGGCAUUGACGGAUCAGUCUCUCCAUUUCCCAUCGAUAACUCCAAUGUUCUAAGACAGCUCAACCCGCAAGAAUGUGUCUUUCACAGUCAUGGAGUGGAGCCUACAAAUUGUGUGAGCCAGAGUUCAUUCAUAUAUGCAAAGAUGCAACUGAACAGAGUGGAACCUUUUGAUAAUUCCUCUUCUACACUGGAAGUUUGUGGAGAUGAAAUACAGAAUAUAAUAAGUGAACAUUCAGAGAAAUCCCUGGGUCAGUUCACCUUACAGUCUGCUUCUGUUGACAUGAAAAGACCCGGCGACGUUACAAGCAUUCAGAGCUGCACUGCAGGGAUUACUGAGGGAGCACAGAAGGAUCAGGACCCAGAGGAACAUGGGGAGACCCCUGGGCAGCCAGAGAGCACAGACUGGAGACCAAAGCAGAACCAAGGGGAGCCAGAGACAAAGCACCAACGCUUAGAUGAGCAGGGUGGUGACGUUCUGACAGUGGUGGAUCAGAAAAAGGGGAUCGAGACAGACAAAGGGCCAGAGUCUCACUGCAGAUACGUGGUUGUACCGGACAUAACCAAGCCAAAGGGAGAACAAACAAACGUAGAUCCCUUUAAAAUAUCCUGCAUGUCUGAACAGGAUUUAACAUCUCUUUCUCAGACAAACUCAGGAAUGUCUGAGUGCCUUCCAACCAACCUUCAUCAAGCCCUAAACACGUCACCUAACACAGACAUGCCUGCUAACAGCAUUCACACCAGCCUUUUAAAUUCUCCACCACUGGAAAGCAAUGAUCUCUAUCCACCACAGAAGAACUGGGACAGAAGCACCAUCAUCUACGAUCAGCAAAUGCAGGUCUCAUGUGAAUCAAAUUCUCACGGGAACCAGCAUGCUCCAAUGCCGGUUCCUUUAUCGGAAACACAAAGUGUUUUUCUAAAUGCUGAGCCCAUCCUUGAGUCAUUGUCCAGUCAAGAUCAAACAAAAAGCCCAAUCAGUUUAUCAGCUCAGCAAGACUUUACCACCACUGGUAACUCCAGGAUAGCUGAAAGCUAUUGUGAUGGUUUUACUGUAGAAGGUAAAAGAAACCAUAGUGUCUUACCAGAUUUCGGGACAUUCUCUUCUACAUACUUAAGCCAAGUUGCCAAAGUCUGCAGAACGUCUGCUGAGAUGACUAGAGACAUCCAAAUGCUGCAAGACAACCAGAUGAUGGCAUCUUCAUCUCAGCCCUUUUCAUUUCUGGAACCUGAUCAGAAGCAAGACACUACAGACAAACCAAAGGAUUUCACCAAUGAGAGCUGUAACUCUGGGAGGCCUGACAUUAGCAACAAAUACCAGUCCAUUUUCAUGAUUGGGUCACUUCAUGAACAACCAGCAGACUGUCUGCCCAGUGGAGUGAGGCCUGUGCUGAGCUUCCAAGACAAUACAGAAGACACCAGCAGCAGUGACGAUGAAGGAAAACUUAUCAUUGAACUCUAGGUAAACAUAUGUCAUGUAUUCUACAGAGUUUUUUUUUGCUGUGUAUAUUUUUAUGAGACAAUCCAUCCUGAAGCCAAAAUGAGGACAAUGGCGGAAUUAAUUCAGUGGUAAGAGAAACAGUACUGCACAUGUCAAUCUCAACCUCUGAAACUUUAAUAUGGCAUUUGUAUAUUUGAAAAUAUUCCCUAUGACUGUAAAAAGAAAUGUUGUGGUAAUACUGUAAAGAGUAAAUUAAGCUGUAAUUGCAAACUGGGGUUCAUGGUAACUCUGGUUACCAUGAACCCCAGUUUGAGACAACUCUGCCAUCAAUGUCUCUUUACAUCUCAUUAAAACCAAUUGUAAAAAUAGUCCUGAAUGGCCACCAUUUGUCAACACAUUCCUUUAGUAUUGGAACAUAAUAGGACAUAUAUUAUCAGCUUGUAUUGCUAUUUGUUGUUAGCAUCACCACAAUUAGCCAAUCCUACAAGUUGUCAGACUUGCAACUAGAACUUGCUCAACUCAAAUGUGAAAUUUCCAGAUCUGAACUCCCACUUCCAAGACAAACCGACUGCACCCUUAUAGUUGCUAUAUAAUCUAACCUAACAGCAGUAGGUGUAAGUCCUUGUAAAAUGCUGACCUGUUCAGAAUGUAACCCUCUCAGUUCUACUGCUGUGAUAGAAUCCAGCACCUCCUGUGAACCAACGGAUUAACUGUGUACAGAAAAUAAUUGGAUGGAUGUAACUCAAUGUUCCUCAACUGGAAAGAAAGUUUUAGUUAAAAUAAAUUAACCAAUAUUAUACUCAGACCGAAAACAACUUCAAUACCCACAGGGAAUGGUCCAGUUUUGUGCAUAAUUUAGUAAACAUGUAAAGUGAUUGGUCUAUAAAGAAUUCCAUAUCCAAGAAGCUUGGACUCCUAGAAUUGGAACCUGAGCCUCCCAACAUGAAGUGAAUGUUACAAGUCGGUGCUUUGUCUAUAGACAGACAAGUAAGCAUGUACAACUAAGCCCACAUUUAUUCAUACCCCUGGCAGAUUUGGGUUUAAAGUCAUCUUUUAGUGUGACUGAAGUGUUUCUUCUGACUGGAAGCAAUGUUAUCAUUUUGGAGCAACCCAACAUGAAUCUGAUUUAGAGCUCAUCACCAAAGAUGAAUCAUCAAAAUACCAGUGGAGACAUGCAAAAAGCUGCUCAAUUAUUAGAAGAAAGGUGUGAUUGCUGUAAUGCCAACACCCAAUGAUUACUUUGACAUGUCAUUUUUAUUAAAAUGUAAAUUAAAACAGUUCAUUAAAAAGAAAAUCCAGUCUCUGCUGUCUCAUUUCCUACCAAAAUAAAAUGUCUUGGUUAAAAAAUUGUUUUAAAUUUAAAUCUGCCAGGGGUAUAGAUGUCUUGAAACUGAAAUGUUGAUACUAUGUAGGCAUUUGCAACACUUGACUGAGUUUGAUAUGGGUCACAUUAUGGGCAUGUAUGGAAUUAAGUGGUUCCACUGUGCAGUUACUCGGACUAUGGGGUGUUCUCUUUACAAGUAAGGUGUGUAGCCUCACACAACACAAACUGUAUGUUACAUUGAAUUCCGCCUUUUAUAUUGUACAAUUUCACAAUAGAUAUCUGAAUUAUCUUAAUUUCCCCACUGAGGAACAAUAAAGGAUAUUUCUAUUCUAUUCUCCCAAGGCAGUUUGCAAGAACCCCACAGGCCUCUUACAUUUACAGUAUCACCUUCUGGCCACUCAACCACUGAUAAUGCUGUAUAAAGUGUGUAUGUGGUAAAUCACAAAUUACUGUUGCCACAGGUUAACAGAGGGACAAAUACAACUAACAACUGUAAGGAAAAACGACAGGUAAGAUGCACAGUAAGCGAAACCGGAACAUAAAUGUGAAAUGUCUCUUACUAGGAGGGAGUAGGCAAUCUGCCAGGAGGAGAGGGAUUCGGACUGAAGAAGAAGUGAAUAUAGAGUCAAUGGUAAGUCCGAUGAUUUCUUAGUUACUUGGGUUAGAGCUUGGAGUGCAGGCAAAGCAUCAGAGGAGAGGUGGAGGGUGGACAAGUUAGGUUGAAUCGUCUCUGGAGAAUCCGGGUCUGGAAGCAGCCAGCCGGGGAAGUUCCAGAGUUCGGCGUCAGAAAAGUAUUUCAUUUAUUCAUAUUCAUUUUCAGAAGGAGAAAGAAUGUUACUGUGAUUUAUGGAGCAAGUUCAGUUGGGGGGUGGAACAGCGUGCUGCUGUCUCACACCUGUGAGCUAUCAGGCUCGUUAAGGCAGCUUUUAAAGGAGCGGGUUGCUGAGCAUUUGACGCCUGAGUGUCGUCCUUUGCGGUGCCUCCUGAGGCAAACUUCUUGGGUCCUCCCGGUGAUGCUUGUGCAGCCUGGUUCAGCAUAUCUCCGGAGUUCCAUGUUAGGAUCGCAGGCAGACUUCCACCAGCCUCAAGACGCUCAGCAACCGAAAACUGUCUGCCCUCCAACAAACCGCUUGCCUCCAGAAAACUCAGACUUGUCUACCCGAAACUGACCUCCCCUCCCGGACUCCUAAUCCACCUGCAACCAGGGCGAACCGCAGGAGCAGCCGAGAGUUCCUCACACAUAUUGUCUUUUUAAAAUAAAUAACUUCCCUAGUCUCCUGAAGGUUCCUGCAUAUGGGUCAAGAAGCUCAAUAAAACUAUGACAAUUUAAUGUUCAAA
Molecule: messenger RNA, 8312 nt
Organism: Girardinichthys multiradiatus
Lineage: Eukaryota; Metazoa; Chordata; Actinopteri; Cyprinodontiformes; Goodeidae
Gene: znf831
Product: zinc finger protein 831
Exons: 8
Coding region: 347-5671 (1774 amino acids)
Source: RefSeq, a predicted model, not a curated record